AUGCAUGAGAUCAGGCUAAGCUUUGGCAUUCUCAUGCUUGAGCUCAUCACGGGCCGCCAUGUCAUCACCAAUUCUCUCGCCAUUCCCUCCGAUGAAGAGGCGGGUCAGCAGCUGCACAUCCUUCCCUGGGUCCAGCAGCAGCUGGCUCAAUCCGGCAGCAACAGGGGGCUGGCACUGCGAUGCACCGCCAAGCAGAGCGCCACGCGGCCGGCCAUGGGGGUGAUUGCAGCCGAGCUGGAGGCCGUGCUGGUGGCGCUGGGCGGCAAACCUAGCAACUCCGCCGCCUGUCAGGUGGACCGGCAGGUGUAG
Closterium sp. NIES-65 is the source of this 309-nucleotide messenger RNA. The record is from the annotation of a GenBank genome assembly. Lineage: Eukaryota; Viridiplantae; Streptophyta; Zygnematophyceae; Desmidiales; Closteriaceae.